Molecule: messenger RNA, 669 nt
Organism: Closterium sp. Naga37s-1
Lineage: Eukaryota; Viridiplantae; Streptophyta; Zygnematophyceae; Desmidiales; Closteriaceae
Source: the annotation of a GenBank genome assembly
AUGGGGCUCCAGCGCUACGUCGGCUUGGCGAUUUUUCUCUUAGUCGUCACCGCCAGCGUCGCGACCACGACGGCGCAAAUCCCGAAGGGAGGACCCGCGGCGUGCCCGUUGCCCAAUCCCGACGAUGCUCAGGCUCUCGGGACUCUCACUGUGAUUCUGACCGCGUCGCUGAACGGAUCCUCCAACUUGAAUGGGUUUGCGGGCGACGUCAACGCCUCCGGUCAAGCCUGCCUCGGCGUCUACGAGUUGGACGGCGACUACAAUAUCGUUUACAACAUCGUCGCCUCUACCCCCGAAGCGGGCGAGCCCGCCUUCGCCGGCAUUGCGAAAGACGUGGGGCAGGAGAGAACCGUCGCCGCUUUUUACUCCCCCCCAGGGAUCGAUGGCCCGUGGGUGAAUCUCACUCGUUCACCACCCUCCACGGCAAACCAGGGCAGGAAGGGCCUUGGCGAGGCACCCGCGUUCCCUUCAACGUACACCUAUGCCCUUAACGGAACGUGGCUUAAAGCGAGUACGCUGACCACGUUCCAGGGGCAGACUUACAAGCAGCUGGUGGAUUUGAUUGUGGCAGGACCGGAUGGGUACUGCACUGGGUUUGGGACAGCAGCUUUCCAGGCGGGAGCAGCCAUGGGUCUGUUUCAGGUUCAGCCUGUUGCUGGCAAAGCCUAA